GGGUCACUUGAAAUCUUUACACCGGCCAGCAUCUGUUCUUCCCAAUGGCGUCGUCGCUGUGUCUUUAUUUCUCGUCCCGACUUUUCAGUCGGAAAUAUUUAAAUAUAAACACUUUUACAACUCUGCGUAACCUGAAAAAUGAAAGACUCACCAGUUGUGACCUUAUAUCCAGAUCUACAGCUAGAUUUUCUUCAAGCGUAGCCCAGAACUAUGAUGUAGAGUACCCAGGGCACAUUAAACUUACCAACAUUCAGAGGACCCUCCUCACAAUUGGUUCAGCUGCUAUGUGUCUGUAUAACCCCAGGCGAGAUGAUAUGAUCAGCACAUUUGGUGAAACCACAGGCCACUAUGCUUUGAAGAUGAUAAAAUCAAAAAUGUUACAAGACCCAGAAGGUUGCUUAGUUCUGAAAGAAAAACCAAUUAUAAACACUGAAAACAUAGAUUAUGAAUAUCUCAAUAAUUUACCUGAUGGAACUCUGGGUAAAGAAUAUUGGCGCUUCCUUAAUUACAAUGGUUUCGAUCCCGAUGGCCGACGGCCUGUUCAUUUCGUCGAUGAUCCAGAUCUUGUCUACAUCAUGCUGCGUUACAGGCAGACCCAUGACUUGAUCCAUGCAUUGCUGGGUAUGCCUCCCCACAUGUUAGGGGAAGUAGUUGUCAAGUGGAUAGAGGCCCUACAGACUGGUUUACCUAUGUGUAUAACUGCGGCAGUUUUUGGUCCCCUACGACUUGGCCCAAAACAUUCUCAGUUAUACUGGAGUGAAUUUAUGCCAUGGGCCAUUCGUUGUGGACGGAAAUCAAAAUUUCUUCUGUCUGUGUAUUUUGAGAAAUAUUGGGAAGAGAAUGUUGUUGAUUUACGUCAGAAACUGAAUAUUGAACCUCCACCCAAAAAACUCUCCAUGAAAGACAAACGCAGUUUGUCAGAAGACGAUUCUAUUUCUGAAUAACAAGAUGACAUAUAAUAAAGGUAGUCACAGCCCUACAUAUAUGAUGUGGUUCUGUUUGCUAAAGGGUGUAAGUAUUAAA
Messenger RNA from Octopus sinensis (East Asian common octopus), 1023 nucleotides. Its product is annotated as ubiquinone biosynthesis protein COQ4 homolog, mitochondrial. Gene Ontology annotation, biological process: ubiquinone biosynthetic process. The transcript is spliced from 6 exons. Gene Ontology annotation, cellular component: mitochondrial inner membrane; mitochondrion. The record is from RefSeq and is a predicted model, not a curated record. NCBI's taxonomy places the organism in Eukaryota, Metazoa, Mollusca, Cephalopoda, Octopoda, Octopodidae. The coding region runs from base 45 to 944 and encodes 299 amino acids.